Molecule: messenger RNA, 1742 nt
Organism: Paramecium pentaurelia
Lineage: Eukaryota; Ciliophora; Oligohymenophorea; Peniculida; Parameciidae
Source: the annotation of a GenBank genome assembly
AUGAUGAGAAAUAGAUGUAAUAAACAUAAACAACAAAUAAUACAAUUUAUUUGUCUAUAAGAAGAUUGUCAAACUAAUAAAUUAGGAUGUAUAAGUUGUUUCCCAGAUCAUGAUGGUCAUACCAAAUAAAAUAUGGAAAUUUAGGAUUUCAUUGAAAAAAUAUAACAAAAAGAUAAAGAUCUUGAAUUAAAGUAUCUAUAACUAAUAAAUUAAAAUUCAGUAAAAAAGAAUAAAGAAUAAAUAAUCAGAUCUAUUUAAUAAUAAUUCAAAGCAAUUUAAAGUAGAGCAUUUAGUUUUAUUGAUCGUCACUGUGAAGCUUUAGUUAAUAAUGUUUAAAAUAAGAAUCUCAAUGAUUCAAGUUCAUAAUUAAAAGUUAAAGCUUAUCAUGAUGAACUUGAAAGAAUAAAAAAUAGAUCAACAUAUACGUUAGAGAAUAAAGUAUUUUAAAUUAUGAAAUAAAAUAGGAAAUUGAAUUCUUGAUUAACUUUGUUUUAACUAAUGAUUAUUAAGAAAUGAUUGCCAAUGCUAUGUAAAUCAAAGAUAAGAAUAUUUAAGAAUUCACUUAUGAUAUUAAUUAAGUGAUUAAUUCAAUAGAUGAUUAAUUAUCUGAACUUUACAAUUAAUUAGAUUCACAAUUAUCAUCUUAAUAAAUUGCUACUUCUCCAUCAUUUGAUUAAAAAAAUAAAUACUUUCAACACAAUUAUUCAUUUACUCUUGGAAUCUUACCUAAAAGCCCAAAUCCAAAUUCAACAUAAGGUAAGUCAAAAUCUCCUUUAAGAUUAACAUCUACAAAUUAAUCAAGAAUAAAGACUCCUGAAUCAAAUAAAAAAUAAUUACCUUAAAUUGGAUCAAAUAGUAAAAUUUAAAUAUCUAAAUUUCUUGUGACUUCUCCUCCUCUUAAAGAAGAGGAUGACUUUAUUACUAAAAACAAAAAUCUAGAAUCAUUAAUUACAAAUGUAUUAAUGAUUCAUCUACCAGCUAAAUAUUUAAAUGAUCACUUACAAUUUUUAAAAACUAAUUAUGCUGAAUUCUAAGAUUAUAAUGUAAUUACAUAACAGGAAAAAAUUUAAUUAAUUGAAGACCUGAACUCUUAAUUACUAUAUUUAUUAUGGGAUAAUUUAAUGAUAGAAUGGUUAAAGCCUUCUUUCAAUUUUAAUAUAUUAUAAAUCAAAGUUUAUGAAAUUGAAAAUAACUUUAGUUCAUUUCUAGAAUUAUUUGAUAAGUAAUUAAAAAUGUAUGAAUUUGUUGCUUAUUUAAUCAAAUAAAAAGUUAAUAAACCAAAAAUUGAUUAUUAGACAUGGUUCAUUAUAGCAAAUAAAGCAACAAAUUCAUUUAAAAUGUAUAAUAUUAAAUCAAAUGGAAAAAAAGUCAAUAAAGAAUUAACUAUUGAAGAUUAAUCAUUCUCUUGUAUUGAUCAAUUAAAAUCUGCUAAUGUCUAUGCAUAAUUUCCAAAAGUCCUUUAAGAUCAUCUAAAUGGAAGUUUUACAAUUGAGAAAGAUCUCAAAAUUAUUAUCAAAGGAAUCAUAGAUCCUAAUUUCUAAACAUAACUUUUAGCUGAAAGAUUAUAAGUAAUAAUUUGACUAAAAACAAUUUAGAUUUUAUUAAAUUUAUUUAUGAAUCCUUAAGUUGUUGCUAAUCCUACAUUUUAGAAUAUUGAAAAACACUUUGAUUAAGUUUUGAUAAAUUUCAAGUAUUUUAUUAACUACAUUAAUCUAUCAUUAAAAGAUACACUGUAAAACUGA